AUGAGAUCAGGGUCAUCAGACACAAACUUGUUACAUCCAGUAGCAACCUUAGGUUCCAUCAUUUUUUGGAAUAUUUUUGAAUGUCACCAGUUGUUCAAUAAUUACGUAGUAAAUAAAAAAUUUUAUAAUUUUUAUCGUGAAUAUGUAGUUUUAUCGCGAACACGGUGUAUUUAUUCCUGUUUUGAUGACGAGGUAUGCAUUGCGGUUGCCUAUCAUGGAUAUCGACAGAUGUGUUUUUUAUUUGAAUCAUUUCCAGCUUGUAAAACCUCUACUACGGACAUUGGUAUGGUAACGUAUAUGUCUCCAGAUAAAUUUGUUUACAACAUCGCCUUAAAUAAACCAGCCCUGAUGAGCAGUGUAUAUCUGAAUGAGAAAGGUUGCAAAGCUGUUGAUGGUGAUUUGAGUGGUCAAAUUCACUCUAACGGCAAAUCUCUGGAAUGGUGGUGUGUUGACCUGGGGAAAAUAUACAACUUUACAUCUAUCGUCAUUUAUAACAAUAUGGGAUACAGCUCUCACGUCAACAGACUACGAGGUUUCAAAUUAAGAUUAGACGAUAAUGGUCAAUGUAAUGAGGAAACACUAAAUAAUUCCGUCGUUUGUUACAAGGAUAAAGAAACAUGGGGUAGAUACGAGUACCACUUAACAUCAUGUAACCAACCAGACGUGGAUUUCUCAUCCCGAUUUAUAUUCAUCAAUCCUAGAUCACACGAAAUUCUUUCAAUUAGAGAAGUGGUUGUAUCAGCUACAGAUGUUUGA
Molecule: messenger RNA, 756 nt
Organism: Lottia gigantea (owl limpet)
Lineage: Eukaryota; Metazoa; Mollusca; Gastropoda; Lottiidae
Exons: 4
Coding region: 1-756 (251 amino acids)
Source: RefSeq, a predicted model, not a curated record